AAAGGCCAGCACAGAAAAGGGCAAGCCCGUUUCUCUCCCCACCUGGAGGUGCUGAUCACUUGUAUUUUGAUUGGGCUUGGAGGCCAGGUGGUGGUGCCUGAGGGAGGGGAAGGAGUUUCUCCACCCAUUCCUAACACCUGCUCAAAGGCAUCCCUAAGGUGGCUUUGGGAUCUCAACACCUCCAGCUCCUCGGUCCCCUACCCCCCUACCGCCAGACUCGUGGAAAGCAGACUGUCUAGGGCCCCGCCCCAGGUAGGAAAGCAUUAUAACCCUCCCUCCCUGUGCUCCUGGAGAAGGCAGAGUUCCCACCUGGGAGCACCCGGCCAGUCAGUCGCCACUGUGUCCCGGGAGCAGUAGGGGGCGGAGCGGCUCUGGGAUCCUGCCCCGCCCGCCUUGAGUCACCCUCUCCGCCUGCUGCCCGCCCUGGAACUCUCCGGGAGUCCUGGCCACUCCGUACCCAGGGACACAGGAACUUGGCCCAACGUCCGCACCGCACUGGGCCCCUGUGUAUACAUACACCUCAUCCCCUGGGAGCCUCGAGGCCGCCUGCAUGGGACUCCAAGGGUUUAUGUCCUCCUCUUGCCUGUGAUUGCAUCCCUGGGAUGGUGCAGGCACCAUGAUCCCCGUGGCCGAGUUCAAGCAAUUCACCGAACAGCAGCCCGCAUUCAAGGUGCUCAAGCCCUGGUGGGAUGUGCUGGCUGAGUACCUCACAGUGGCCAUGCUCAUGAUCGGGGUCUUCGGCUGCACACUCCAGGUGACACAGGACAAGAUCAUCUGUCUUCCCAGUCAUGAGCCCCAGGAGAACGUCUCAGAGGCCCCAUGCCAGCAGCUGCUGCCUCGGGGGGUCUCUGAGCGCAUGGGAGGCCUCCGGGAGCUGAGUGGCCUCAAGAACAACUUGGACCUGCAGCAGUACAGCUUCAUUAACCAGCUGUGCUACGAGACGGCCCUGCACUGGUACGCCAAGUACUUUCCCUACCUGGUGGUCAUUCACACACUCAUCUUCAUGGUCUGCACCAGCUUCUGGUUCAAGUUCCCCGGUACCAGCUCCAAGAUUGAACACUUCAUCUCCAUCCUGGGCAAGUGUUUCGACUCGCCAUGGACCACCCGGGCCUUGUCUGAAGUCUCUGGAGAAAACCAUAAAGGCCCAGCCACUGGGCGGACCGCAGCGACCGCAGCAGCUACAGUAGGGACCGGGUCUGGGAAGGCAAGCGAGGGCGAGAAGGAAAAAGUGCUGGCAGAACCCGAGAAGGUGGUGACUGAGCCUCCAGCUGUCACCCUGCUGGAUAAGAAGGAGGGCGAGCAGGCCAAAGCCCUGUUUGAGAAGGUCAAGAAGUUCCGGGUGCACGUGGAAGAGGGGGACAUCCUCUAUACCAUGUACAUCCGGCAGACAGUGCUCAAGGUAUGCAAGUUCUUGGCCAUCCUGGUCUACAACCUGAUCUACGUGGAGAAAAUCAACUUCCUGGUGGCCUGCAAGGUGGAAACCUCGGAGGUCACUGGAUAUGCCAGCUUCUGCUGUAACCACACCAAGGCCCACCUCUUCUCCAAAUUGGCUUUCUGCUACAUCUCCUUCGUGUGCGUCUACGGGAUCACCUGCCUGUACACGCUCUAUUGGCUCUUCCACCGGCCACUCAAGGAGUACUCAUUCCGGUCUGUACGUGAGGAGACAGGCAUGAACGACAUCCCUGAUGUCAGGAACGACUUCGCCUUCAUGCUGCACCUCAUCGAUGAGUAUGACUCGCUCUACUCCAAGCGCUUUGCUGUCUUCCUCUCCGAGGUCAGUGAGAGUCGCCUGAAGCAGCUCAACCUCAACCAUGAGUGGACACCAGAGAAACUGAGGCAGAAACUGCAGCGCAACUCACGGGGCCGGCUGGAGCUGGCUCUCUGCAUGCUCCCCGGACUGCCUGACACUGUCUUCGAGCUCAGUGAGGUGGAGGCCCUCAGACUGGAGGCCAUCUGUGAUAUCAUCUUCCCCCCGGGACUGUCACAGCUCAAGAACCUUCAGGAGCUCAGCUUGUUGCAUUCGCCAACCAGGCUGCCUUUCUCUUCCCAGAUCUUCCUGCGAGACCGCCUGAAGGUGAUCCAGGUCAAAUGUGAGGAGCUCCGUGAGGUGCCACUCUGGGUGUUUGGGCUCCGUGGUUUGGAGGAGCUGCACCUGGAAGGGCUUUUUCCUCCAGAGCUGGCUCGGGCCGCUUCCCUGGAAAGCCUCCGGGAGCUGAAACAGCUCAAAGUGUUGUCCCUACGCAGCAAUGCUGGGAAGGUGCCAGCCAGCGUGACUGACGUGGCUGGGCACCUGCAGCGGCUCAGCCUGCAUAAUGACGGGGCACGCCUGCUCGCCCUCAACAGCCUCAAGAAGUUGGCAGUCCUCCGGGAGCUGGAGCUGGUGGCCUGCGGGCUGGAGCGCAUCCCCCACGCCAUCUUCAGUCUAGGUGCACUGCAGGAGCUUGACCUCAAAGACAACCACCUCCGGUCCAUUGAGGAGAUCCUCAGUUUCCAGCACUGCCGGAAGCUUGUCACACUCAGGCUGUGGCACAACCAGAUUGCCUAUGUCCCGGAGCACGUGCGGAAGCUCAAGGGCCUUGAGCAGCUCUACUUGAGCCACAACAAGCUUGAGACCCUGCCCAGCCAGCUUGGCCAGUGCUCCAGCCUCCGUCUGCUGGACGUAUCCCACAAUGGGCUGCACUCACUGCCACCUGAGGUGGGCCUCCUCCAGAAUCUGCAGCACCUGGCUGUCUCCUACAAUGCCCUCGAGGCCUUGCCCGAUGAGCUGUUCCGCUGCUGCAAGCUGCGGACAUUGCUUCUGGGUUAUAACCACCUUCGAUACCUCUCACCCUGUGUGGCGGCCCUCAGGGUCCUCAGUCGCCUGGAGCUCAAGGGCAACAGUUUAGAGGCGCUGCCUGAAGAACUAGGUGACUGCACAGCGCUAAAGAAGGCAGGGUUGGUAGUGGAGGACACCCUUUAUGAAGGGCUGCCUUCUGAGGUUCGAGAGAGGCUGGAAGAGGAAUGAUAUCGGGGUGGGGGAGCAGGUCGAAAAACAGGCCAUCGGAUGCUUCCACCCUGUCUACAAAGGAAGAAGGCCAAGGAGCCCCACCAGGAGAGGAGUGGCAAAUGUGUUAGUUCUGUGGGGUCCAGACUAGAUCCUGAGACUGGUUUGUCUGGGAGACACAGGAAGUUGUGGAUUUGGGGUGGAACCUAUGUGGAAACAUUAACCCAGUCACAGAACCCUCAGAUGGAAACCACACCUAUGUCUCUGGCUGGCUGGCCUGCCCUCCCCCUGGUCCUUUCAGCUCAAUUAGUGCCAUGGAUGGGGGUGGGACCCAUCCCAGUGGCAUUUUCAGCCCACUUUCCCAUCAACAAAGCAGCUUAAAUCUGUGGUUGUCUCCCAAGGAAGGGACCCAGACACAAAGGACCAGGUUCCUACACCCCCAUUCCCACUCGAACGCUAUUUUCUUAUAGGCUGUUUGCUGCAGACACUUGUACUUAUAUUUGGCUGUGCACCAAAAUUCACUGAGGCGCUAAGACCAAACAAAACACGUCAGACCCUACCCCUAAAAGACUCAGGAGCAUCGGGUGGAGGCCAGAGAGCACUUGUAAAUGAGCAUGCCACUAAUUCCGACGCAGGUGGUCCUAGGACAGAAUGAUGGAAAAAGCCAGCCUGAAGAGUAUGGGUACUUCUGGGUCUAGAUUCUGAGCUUCUUUCAGGUCUUAGACUCCGAGAAUCUUAUAAAAGCUGGGCACCUCCUCCCUUGGCGAAAUGUUCAUGUACCACACACACAAAACUCUGCGGACAAUUUGCAAGCGGUCCACAAGGGCUAUUCAUGGGCUUCAGGCUAAGAACACCUAUCUUGGAGGCUAUUCUUCCCAAGACAUGCAGGCCUGCUGUCUUUUGGAUGUUCCCUUUGUGAGGGAACAUAAUAGUAGUGGGUGCUCAAUAAAUAAUACUUAUGAGAAUUAUAA
Messenger RNA from Cavia porcellus (domestic guinea pig), 3954 nucleotides. RefSeq names its product leucine rich repeat containing 8 VRAC subunit E (gene Lrrc8e). NCBI's taxonomy places the organism in Eukaryota, Metazoa, Chordata, Mammalia, Rodentia, Caviidae. The transcript has 4 exons. The record is from RefSeq and is a predicted model, not a curated record. The coding region runs from base 617 to 3004 and encodes 795 amino acids. Gene Ontology annotation, molecular function: protein binding.